Molecule: messenger RNA, 1074 nt
Organism: Neoarius graeffei (lesser salmon catfish)
Lineage: Eukaryota; Metazoa; Chordata; Actinopteri; Siluriformes; Ariidae
Gene: pou1f1
Product: POU class 1 homeobox 1
Exons: 7
Coding region: 1-1074 (357 amino acids)
Biological process (GO): regulation of transcription by RNA polymerase II
Molecular function (GO): RNA polymerase II cis-regulatory region sequence-specific DNA binding; DNA-binding transcription factor activity, RNA polymerase II-specific
Source: RefSeq, a predicted model, not a curated record
AUGAGCUGCCAGGCAUUUAGCAGUACUGACUCAUUCAGCACCUUGAGUGGCGAUUCAACUGCACUGCCUUUGCUUAUGCACCAUGCUGGAGCCUCUGACUGCCUUCCUGUCACCAGCCACACCACCAACAUUGUGCCUCCAGUUCCCUCAGGUCUGCCCCUGGUCCAGUCAUCUAAGCGCCCUCACAUGCAUCUGUCCACUUCUGCCCUGAGCAACGCCUCAGCUGGCCUGCACUACUCCAUGCCCCCAUGUCACUAUAGCAACCAGCAGACCACCUACGGCAUGAUGGCAGCACAGGAAAUGCUUUCAGCCAGCAUCUCUCAGACGCGCAUCCUGCAGACCUGCAGUGUCCCACACAAUAUGGUCAAUGGAGCCAAUUCACUUCAAGGUGCCCUGGCUCCAUGCCUGUAUAAGUUCCCUGAACACAGUCUGGCUGGAGGUUCGUGCACUCUGUCCCACAGUUUCCCUGCACUGCCACAGGCCCUGUUCACAGAUGAGCCCACCCUGGGAGACAUCAAACAGGAGCUGAGGAGGAAGAGUCGAGCCCCAGAGGAACCGCCAGACAUGGACUCACCCCAGAUCCGUGAGCUUGAGAAGUUUGCCAAUGACUUCAAACUACGCAGAAUCAAACUCGGUUACACUCAGACUAAUGUUGGAGAGGCUCUAGCUGCUGUACACGGCUCUGAAUUCAGUCAGACCACCAUCUGUCGCUUUGAGAACCUACAGCUCAGUUUCAAAAAUGCUUGCAAGCUCAAGUCAAUACUUGCCAAAUGGUUGGAGGAGGCAGAGCAGGCUGGUGCAUUAUUUAAUGAUAAAAUGGGACUUCAAGAACGUAAACGGAAGCGAAGAACUACCAUCAGUCUAGGGGCAAAGGAAGCACUGGAGAGGAAUUUUGUGGAGAAGAGUAAGCCAUCCUCACAGGAGAUUGUGCGCAUGGCAGAGGGCCUCCAUUUGGAGAAGGAAGUGGUGCGUGUUUGGUUCUGCAACCGUAGACAGAGGGAGAAAAGAGUCAAGACAAGUCUACACCACAGCUCUUUCAUGAGCAAAGAUACUGUAGGUAGACAUGAUAGAUGA